AAUAUAAUCUAGUCCACUGGCUCGCCAUUCCAUGGAAGUGGCAUCCAGAAUUCAAGGUGUAACCAACUCCGCUUUCCCUUAUAGACCACUUUCAUCACAUCUAGUUUUGACCCAUCAACCAAAUCUAUUGCGGAAAAUUUUUCACGGCAUUGGAAGGAGACGGUUCAAGUUUGCACCAAGCACAUAAUAGAGGUGAGAAGGAUUGCAUCCAGCUAUCAUAUAAGAGGGAUUAUGGAUAACAAUAUAGAAGAAAGGCUUCUUGGUUCAGAAGCAGAAGGCGAAAGAGAUUUGAGGGCAAAAAUUUGGGAAGAAUCAAAGAUGACAUGGAGGAUUGCAUUUCCUUCUAUAUUGUUUAGGGUAACAUCAUUUGGAACCCUGGUUGUGACACAAGUAUUUAUUGGUCGUAUUAGUCAGCUUGAUCUCGCGGCAUAUGCACUUGUACAAACCAUCCUUAUACGCUUUGUAAAUGGGAUAUUGGUGGGCAUGUCUAGUGCAACCGAAACUCUUUGUGGCCAAGCAUUUGGAGCAAAGCAGUAUCAUAUGUUAGGAAUAUACUUGCAACGCUCAUGGAUUGUUGAUGCUACUACUGCAACAAUUUUGACUCCUCUCUUCAUCUUUUCAGCUCCCAUAUUCAAAUUACUUGGUCAGGAAGAGGACAUAGCUAUAGCUACUGAAAAUAUUUCUCUAUGGUUCCUUCCCUAUCUCUACUAUAUGGUUUUUAGCAGGAGCAUCCAAAUGUAUUUGCAAGCUCAGCUCAAGAACAUGAUUGUGGGAUGGCUAUCUACUUUCUCAUUUGUGCUUCAUGUGUUCUUGUCUUGGAUCUUUGUGAUUGUAUUAAAGUUUGAGAUUCCUGGAGCAAUGGUUGCAUUGAACAUAUCUAGUUGGUCAAUGGUCAUUGGAGCAUUUGUGUAUGUGUUUGGAGGUUGGUGCCCUAAAACAUGGAGAGGAUUCACUACUGUAGCCUUCACUGACCUAUUGCCUGUGGUAAAGCUCUCAAUAUCAUCUGGUGUGAUGCUUUGCUUACAGUUGUGGUAUUAUGCUAUUCUACUAUUAUUGGCUGGAUAUCUGAAAAAUGCAACAGUUUCCAUAUCUGCUUUCUCCAUUUGUCUCAAUAUCAAUACAUGGGAAAUGAUGUUAACCCUUGGCUUCCUGGGUGCCACUAGUGUGCGGGUAUCAAAUGAGCUGGGAAGAGGAAAUGCUAAAGCUGCAAAAUUUGCUAUUAAAUACAUCUUAUGUACUUCAAUUUGUAUUGGAGUAGUCUUCUGGAUUUUGUGUUUAGUCUUUGGUCAUGAUAUUGGAUAUUUGUUUACAAGCAAUGAAGAAGUUGCAGAAACUGUUUCAAGUCUCUCUGUCCUUCUCGCUUUCUCAAUCUUGCUUAAUAGUGUUCAACCUGUACUCUCAGGGGUGGCCAUAGGGGCUGGUUGGCAGAGCAAGGUUGCAUAUAUAAAUAUUGGUAGCUAUUAUAUCAUUGGGGUUCCAUUAGGAGUUUUGCUUGGCUAUGUGGCCCAUCUUUCAGUCAAGGGUAUGUGGAGUGGAAUGAUAUGUGGAGUGGUAGUGCAAGGAAUGUUGCUAACUUAUAUGAUAUGGAAAACCGAUUGGGAUGAGCAGGUUAGAAAAGCAUCACAACGUCUCAAUAGGUGGUUCUUGAAGCCUUCAGAGGAAUCUAAUGAAGGCCCCUCUCAAGCCUAAAAGGAGUGAAGAGGAAGAAAGAGAUUAAAUGACAAGAAGUUGCCUUAAAAACUGAUUGUUAUUCUCAACAUGCUCCCUCAAACUAGCGUGAGCGUGGACACCUAGUUUGCUUUUGAAUGCUUGGAAGGUAUCCUUGGCUAAUGGCUUUCUAAAGAUGUCAACGGGGAUGCAACAUACCAUGUGGUAAGAUUGCCCAUUACAACUUUUUUACCUUUCGAAAUGAUAGUUUAGCUCAAUGUGCUUUGAUCGCACAUGAAAGAUCAGGUUAACUGACAUAUGAAGUGCACUAAUGUUGUCAAAACAACUAUGGAGGUUGUACUAAUGUAACUCCAAUGUCACAAAGAAGGAAGGUUAGCCAUGUUAUUUUAGAUGUUGUGGUUGUAUUUCUUUAGAUGAAUGAAAGUAAAGUUGCUAAAAAAAAUGGGAAACUUUUGUUGACUA
Molecule: messenger RNA, 2130 nt
Organism: Vitis vinifera (wine grape)
Lineage: Eukaryota; Viridiplantae; Streptophyta; Magnoliopsida; Vitales; Vitaceae
Product: protein DETOXIFICATION 24
Exons: 11
Coding region: 232-1689 (485 amino acids)
Biological process (GO): xenobiotic detoxification by transmembrane export across the plasma membrane
Cellular component (GO): membrane
Molecular function (GO): antiporter activity; xenobiotic transmembrane transporter activity
Source: RefSeq, a predicted model, not a curated record